Molecule: messenger RNA, 3190 nt
Organism: Trichoplusia ni (cabbage looper)
Lineage: Eukaryota; Metazoa; Arthropoda; Insecta; Lepidoptera; Noctuidae
Product: zinc finger protein 845-like
Exons: 13
Coding region: 273-2174 (633 amino acids)
Cellular component (GO): nucleus
Molecular function (GO): zinc ion binding
Source: RefSeq, a predicted model, not a curated record
GCUACCCCAGCUGGCGUUGGUCCGGUUGGUCGUAAGAAGCAGGGAGUGGGGUCAUUUGUUUAUUUACAAAUAUUAUAAAAUAACAUAAAUUAAACUACGUAAAAUAUGAUUUGUGUGUAAAUAUGAAGAUAUGUAUUAUUUAUUGUGACAUUUGGAGGCUCCGUUCUGAGCUACUAAAAGUUUUUAUGUAGAGUUUAAAAUGAUAACAUCGCGACGUUCAAAUAAAUAAGAUAAUAUAUUGUUUAUGUGAAUGAAAUAAAUACUUUUUUAACAUGGGUGAAGUUCAGGUGUGCCGUAUAUGUUUGAAUAUGGACGUAAAAAUGUUUGACUUACAAUCGGAGCCUUUGGGGACGUAUUUUACGUCAAUAAUGAUUGAGAGUAAGCCAUUAAUCACAUCAAAAUUACCGCUAUUCGCUUGUUUCGAGUGUGCAGCCCUUGUCAAGAAGUUCUACUUGUUUAGAGAGAAGUGUAUCCAAAGCCAGACUAUACUCUGUGGAUUGUUAGAUGAAAGUGGAAAGAUAACACCAGAACAAAUAAAAGCCUCAAACCGAAAAUGUCUACUUGUAAUAUCAAAUGUCACUAACAUAUCCCUACAAGAAGAUACAAAUGAUUCAGAAAAACUGGAACAUUUUGUCGAAGUUGGUAUUAAGAAAGAGGAUGAUGAUGAAGUAGUUCAUGGUCCUGAUGGAGAUCAUUCAAGUGAUGAUGAAUGUAAAGACGAGAUCAAAGAGACAAGUCACGAGAAUGUUGAGGUUGAAGUUAAAUUGGAUGAGCAGAUGGAAAGUGUUGAGUUGGCCCCACAACAAGAAACGAGCAAGAAUCUGCCAUCUAAAAAGCCUCAUUUACCUAAAGUUAGAGAACAACGAAAGACCAAAACUAUAAAACGAGCAGUUGCAAAGAAAACAAGAAAAGCCUCGUCGAAAGAUAAUGUUUGUGAAGAGGACUCUAAAGAUAUGGAGGAUAUCACUGUUGUCACUUUAACGAUGGAAGAACAGCUGGAAGAGAUGAACAAACGCAAGCAGUCGUCCAACUACCUGAACUGUCCUUACCAGUGCCAUCAGUGUUACAAGGGGUUCGUUAACACUCACGCCUGGAAGCAUCAUGUCACCAAACAUUCUCCUAGUGCGGGAGACCUGGAAUGUGAGAUCUGUAAAUACAGGUUCAAAACGAAACGAACUCUCCAACGACACGCUUUGAACCAUGGGAAGAAGUAUGUUUGCAAGUUGUGUCCCUACAACUCCAGUAACAUUACAACAGUAAAACAACACCAAGGAUCACAUAAAGGUAUCACACACAAAUGCAACUACUGCGACGAAGUAUUUGCUGUAAGAACUACAUAUAUGAGUCACAUGCGGAUAAAGCAUCCUUCGGAAAACAUUUGCGGCUACUGUGGAUACUCCUUCGUCAGCAAACAAGGGCUUGUCGUACACAAGAAUAUGGUGCAUAAAGAUAUAGUAAAGUCAGAUGACAACGAAGAAGGUCCUUACUGCGCAGACUGCGAUGUCAAAUUCAUAUCAACGGAGGCCUUCAAGCGACACAUGGUCAUGUCUGUCAAGCAUACCAGUAGUAUGGACUCUAUUAACGGAUGCCGCGUGUGCGGCCUGCGCUUCUCGGAGGCGGAGCAGCUGCGGCUGCACCGCCGCCGCGAGCACCCCAAGAAGCAGGCGCCGCACUACCGCCGCGCGGCCGCCAGCUGGCCCGCGCCCUGCACGCAUUGUUCAGAAGUGAUACCGAGCGCGCGGGAAUAUUGGAAGCACUUCCGGCGCGCGCACCCUGACGAGAACUACCCCGUGCAGAAGAAGUGCGUGUGCGAUAUAUGUGGGAAGAGGCUGAUGUGUAACGCUCUGCUAGAGAUGCACAAACGCACCCACUUCGGCGACCGCCCGUACAAGUGCUCCCUCUGCGACAAGGCCUGCUUCACCGCCUUCGACCUGCGCGUGCACCAGCAGAAGCAUUCCGACGCCAGGCCGUUCCCCUGCACGGUCUGCCCUAAAGCCUUCAAGCGGAAAGAGGCCAUGGAUCGUCAUUUGAAGAUCCACUCGGGCGACAACCCGUACAAGUGUGAGAUAUGCGGCGUGGCCUUCAGCAAGUCGUGCACGCGCACGCUGCACGUCCGCACCGCGCACACGCGCGAGCCCGCGCCCCACCGCCCGCGCAGGGGGAAACAACACUAACCAACACGUAGACACAGGCAGGCAGACACAUUGGAUAUUUAUUUAUUUAAGAAGGCUUAUAGACUAAUAAGUUCCAACUCAAAUUACAGAUCAGGUUAUCACAUUGCUAAUAACAAGCCUCCGCAGAUAGAAAUUGGAUAUAGAUAACUGCAUGAUCACACAAUAGGUUACAGACUGUAUGUUACAGUAAUAGUUCUCUGACAAGUUACAAGAAAAGCUUGUAUUUGUCAGUUAGUAACUCUUUGUAGAUACCUACAUAAGGGAUGGUGGUGAAUUGAUAUUGAAGGAUAUCGUUGGGGUAAUAUGCUGUCUUGAAAAAGUAAAAGUCACUUUUCAAAGGUCCAUAUUAUUAUGUCAGUCUCCUUAGUUAUGUGAAAAGUAGAGCGGGGCGAGGUAGAAAGACAAUCAAUGACGUCAAAUCACAAAAUAAUUCGACAGUCUGCGCCCUAAGACUUCGCUUGGCUGGUCUUGGCGGAGCAUUGCCAUGCCCCUAAAGAACUAUACAGUAUGUCCUAAAAAAUACGGACGGGCGAUUGCUUAGCGAUAGAGGACACUUCGAGGUACCUGAAACAGCUCCCAUAUAUGAUCCGCUAUUGUUAGAACUUUUCAAGAAGACUUGAAAAGUUUUUCGUUAUUUUUAACGAACUUCGUCUCAUACUGUUUUGGGUAGUUACGUUACAUGAGUGUAACUUAUUUUGUAAGCUAAUUUAAAGGAGUGUCUAUCAGAUGCAUUGAGAUCAGUAUUUUUAACAGUAACACUUAGACAUGUUGGUAAAAAAAUGAAAAUUGUAAUUGUAAUUCCAAAAAGGAUCCUUUCUGGAUGGAUCCACAAUGGAGACUAAGCAUUAGUUGAUUAAAAAAUGUAAUUAAAUUUAAUUAUUUUCAAAAUUAAUCGAAGUAUUUCUGUUCAGUAUUCAAAAAGGAAAAUAAUAAGGUUUUAGACAGUAUUUAUCUUUAUGUUGUUGUUCUUUUCUGCUAUAUUUGUUAUUGCAUUAAAUAAACUUUUUCUCCGCCUA